This is a messenger RNA of Bursaphelenchus okinawaensis, 1322 nucleotides long. The record is from the annotation of a GenBank genome assembly. NCBI's taxonomy places the organism in Eukaryota, Metazoa, Nematoda, Chromadorea, Rhabditida, Aphelenchoididae.
AUGUUCACGAUGCUGCACGCUACGCCAUCAACAUCAUUCGAUGUGAAAGAUGAUGUCGUCGAUGUUCAAGAUACUCAAGGCGAUGAAGACGACCAUUACGCUUCAGAAUCUGUUAUCAUUUCCUCUGACAAUCUACUAGAAAAAACUUUCCUACAUAGCGCGUCAAAUAUCAGAUCGAUACAUCAACGUUUUGUUAACCGACAACGCGACAACAUACGAAGCUUCAGUGUGGAUGCAAAUUAUGUUAAGCCAAGUAUGUCCAAGAGAAAUUACGAUAAAGGAAAAGAUGACAUGCUUGAUGAAUCAAAUGUAACAACAGCUGGACCAUCAGUAAGCAGUGAAUGCAGUAAUGAAGAUAAGCAAAUCAACUAUUGUAAAGACAGUUGCAGUGCCAGGCACAGUAAAUUAAAGCCUGUAGACCAUCCCGAAGCUCCCCAUUACCAUAAUAUAACUUCAACUGUACUUCACAUUUUACCAGCAAGCUAUACAGAAGGCUUUUUUAACCAACCCUAUAGUAAUUUAUCAAACACUUCUUCACUAUUAAGCUUAAAACCAUCAUUAUCAACAUCUAAACUCAUAUUUUUUCUCCUCCUCCUACUAACCAACAUUUCAACAACCCACGCCCUACGCUGCUACUGUACCGACGAUCACUGUAUUCCAGCUUACGGCGUAUGUGAAGGUACCGUCUGUCUAGUCGGAAUUCGAAAGCAAGACCAGUCAGUGAUAAGAACCUGUGGCGAUGAACCCUUAGGCUGUCAGAAGCACGCAGGCAACUGGGCCGACUUGUGUGCUUGUGAUCGACCGUUCUGUAACACUUUUUCGUAUCUACGUGAGUCGGCUCACGCUAUGGAAGUGCCGCCGUCUAACGAGAAACCCGAGAACGAUCAUCCGAGUGCACUGAUGCAGAAUUCCGCCAGUAUGAACAGUCGAAAUGAAGCGUUUGAGGACCGUGCUGAAGAUGAAGAUAAAGUUAUGUUUAAUCGAUUUGAUUUCCCUCCGGGCGAAUAUAUUGAUGAGGAUGGAAGGCAUCAUAAACGUGAGUUUUUUUUAACUUUACUUUGCCUUACCUUGACCAACCCUAUUCUUGACUAUCCUGCCUUGCCCUACCCUACUAUUCUUUACCUUAUCUUACUUCACCCUACCUUCCCCUACCCACCCAAUUUUACCCUAUUCAUCCCUACGAUACCCUUAAAAUUUUAUUUUCAGCCGGAAUAUCGACCCGAACCUCGCUGCUGACCAUCCUCCUGGUCAUCGUGCCAUUAUCAAUUGGCGCCGCGACAGUUAUGGUCGUAUCAUUCAAUUACUACUGCCAUCUGUGUUGA